AUGAAACCCUCGGUUCGGUUUAAUACUCCUCCGUAUGACGAGGCACGUCUGAGUUUCAACGGAUCGCACCAGAAAUCUAAAGGUACAAAUGGUAAUCAUGGUCGAAACGAACACAACCCCAAAAAGCCAUUUUCAGGCAAACGUUUUUUCUUAUUGAUUGAUGACUAUAAAAAACAAAAUUUGGAAAACCUAAUUCGACGUCAAGGAGGAAAAAUUUCUCCCGCGCUCUCCGAAAAAACUACACAUCUUGUCACAACGCGAGAAAGAUAUAGUCAAAAUCCAGACGUGAUUAACGAACUGGCGAGAUUUAAUCACAUUCAUGUCGUUUCCGAAGAUUUCAUUCACGAUCCCACCGACAAUGAACACAUUCUACGCGAUGGCGAGUCACAAUCCUACGAUAGCAGGCGUGUCAACGGGAAAGAACCCAGGAGACAUCGUCUUCAUCAACACAAUAGUUGGGGACCAGGUUUGACGGCUGAUGGUUUUAACGGUAGAAGGAGACAACAAAGUGAUGAAAGCUAUAAUCUUGACUGGGAUGAUGACAGGUCAUCUAAUGAGUCGGAUGAUUCCGAAGACGGGAAACCUGAUACGUUUGUAAUUUGUGAUAAUGAUAAUGUCCCGGAAACUGAUUAUAACGAUGAACCGGAUAAUUCCGUGUCCGCCGGUGGAUUAUCGCAGGAAAUGCAAAAGGAGAGAAUGGAAUGGCAGAGUUUCUUGGCCUCGGUUCUUACCGGCGAGGUUAUUAAGUCGGAGAAACGUCGCUUGUCAGGUUCCGCACGACAGGCUUAUAACAUCAAUUUCAAUAUGUGGCUUGGGAUUCGUGCGGCGGUGCACGGCCGCCUUACACAAAACCCAACGGAAGAAAAAGCAAUAGUGGAAGAAAGACGACAACAGAUUGACAGCGUCUUGAAUGAGGUGGUACAGUUCGAGGUCAAACAUGGUGAUGUAUCCGCACUUGAUCAAGUCGCCGAACUGCUUCAGAAAGUGGAUGCUUGCGAGAGUUUGUAUCCUUCACGCAAGGCGAUGAUGGAGGAUAAACCCUUGUACAAAUCAGCUGAAUUUACAUAUAGCUUGGAUGCUUUGAACUCGUGGCUAACGGUAACACGUAGUCUACAAACUCAAUUAAAGAUUUUACAAAAUUGGACAGGUAGUGAAGAUUUAAUUAUAACUCGAUCUAAAGAUGCACCUGCUGACGCAGAGCCUUCUUUCCUUGAACGCAUAUUGAAGGAAAAUAGUUUGAAACAGACAUUUGAGAAAAGAACUUUAUCCACGUUAAAUUCACUUUUGCUUAAAGCAAAAAGUGUCAUGAAUGAGAAUGCUAUUGCGUUUGCAAAGAUGAAACUACCCCCCUAUAUUAGUGAAUUACAGCAGCUUUUAAAUUUUCCUACAAAGCUCAUGGAAGAAUGUAUGAAGCUUUUGUUGGAAUAUGCCAAUGUUCUGAAUGAUCCGACAAUAUUGAUGAUUCAACAGAUGAUGGAUGAUUUCCGAAUCUCGCUAUCUCUGGCAUGUCAAAUCAAACAUCAAUACUUGGAACUCAUAAAACCUGCUAAAGGGUGGGAGAUUCCUCCAUGCAUUGGCGAGAGUUACAAUACCGUGUUAUUAGAAUCUUUAAAGUUUUAUUUCAACUUGUUGCAAUUGAAAAUUAAACACAGUUAUAAAAACAAGACCGUUUUCUUUAAAGAGGCUGAGAUUUUGGAGAAUGAAUGGUCUUUCUUAAGUGGCAUUUGUCGCCAAAUAGCAGGUGGUGACUGCGAAGCUGCCGAAAAAUUUUGCGUCCUCACGAAUAUAUUACUUCAAAGUGUCAUCACAUACUUUGGAUCAGAGUUGGAAAACGUUCCCACGGAUACCGAUGGCUCCAAUUUAUCAAAAAUCUACAACCGGAUCCUGGAUAGUGUGCGAUUGAGAUCUCGAAAGCUGAUGCGGUCCCUUUUUAGCGAGCUUGAAAACUCUGCUGAAUACUUUAUUGAUGACACAAACUAUCCAGCGUUUAUUGAAGGGCUGGAACGUACCGAUCAUGUCCUGGUGUACUCGAAUACUUUUGAAGAGAAUGGCGUGUGUCUCAUAGUUGAACAAUCACUUUAUGACCAACAGGAUCAAAUACGAAAGCUGCUAAAGGCCGUUCUCACACCAUAUGAAAAAGAUAAAGAUGAUUUUGAUAAUGAAGUGCAGGGACUUCAAUAUGUUCUUUUGUUGUCACCAAGAGUACCCAUCGAAUGGAAUGGUCCCGUGAUGGAAAUGUCAAUGGACCAAAUAAACAUUGAUCUUAAGACGCACCGAACUAGGUUGGUCGCAGAUGGGUCUUCUUACUCAAGACUUCAUGAAUGUAAAAAACGGUUCCGCAAGGCGGUUGAGAACUGUGGGAUCAAGGUGUUAUUGGAGACACGUGCUAACGUCCCUAGUGUGAACCGGGAGAUCACCAAAAUUAAAAAGACUAUAUUUAAAUUCGUAAAUAAAAUAAUAGAUAGCGUCAACACAAUACGUGAAAGGACCAAGAACAUUGAAUGUCAGGAUUUAAUUGAAAAUUGCUUUAGCUUCGCCACCGAGUUGGGUCAACGAUCCCUGCGAUAUCUUCACCGAGAUGCGGUGAGAGCUCAGUUGAAUGUCAAAUUGACUCGGAUGUCAAUUGAUUGGGUUAGCUUUAUAUGCGAUGAUUGUGUCCCAUCUGACCGCAAGACUUUUCGGUGGGCUGUGAUAGCUUUAGAAUUUACCAUGGCAACUAAUCGUGGCAACAAUAUUCUAGGUCUGACAGAGAGCGAGUUCGCAAUGUUACGCAGCAAGGUCGGUAUGUGUAUGAGGCUAUUCAUAUCGCACGUGGACAUCAUGGGUGCGCGUUCGUCUCACGAAGCUCUGGAAAAAGAAAAACUCGAAGUAAGUGUCGGUCAAUAUGGACAACCGAUCAAUAGUGAAGAUUCCUCGGUCUUACGGGAUGAAUGGAUAGCAGCUGUAAACGAACUGGAGUCCAGACGUGCGCAAAAAGAACAGGAGCAGCGUCUCGUUGGUAAAGUGCUUGACGAUGAUCAGCCUGAAUACAAACCACUUGUUUUCCUAGCGUCCUCUAGUUCAAACAUUUCGCUUCGAUGGCAACAAGGAAAAUUUAUUGGGGGUGGUACUUUCGGUUCCGUGUAUUUGGCUGUUAAUUUAGACACUGGGGGUCUUAUGGCGGUUAAGGAAAUACGAUUUCAAGAUCCUUCUUCGCUUAGUACACUUUACAAAUCUGUUAAGGAAGAAAUGUCUGUGAUGGAAAUGCUUGAUCAUCCAAAUAUUGUCUCAUAUUACGGCAUUGAGGUCCACAGAGAUAAAGUCUAUAUAUUUAUGGAAUAUUGCCCGGGAGGUUCCUUGUCAUCCCAACUUGAACUUGGACGUAUCGAGGAUGAAAAUGUAAUACAAUAUUACGCCUUUCAAAUGUUGCAAGGGAUAAUUUAUCUACAUGAGAACAAUAUAGUUCACAGAGACAUUAAGCCGGACAAUAUAUUAUUGGACCAUCAGGGUGUUAUCAAAUUCGUAGAUUUUGGUGCCGCAAAGAUUCUCGCAAAGAAUCAGAAGACGAUGGGAAGAACUACAAUGGCUCCAAGAACCAAUGUUAAUAGCCUGACUGGUACACCAAUGUACAUGGCACCGGAAAUUAUUACUGGAAGCGAAAAAGGUCGAAAUGGGUCGAUGGACAUAUGGUCAUUAGGUUGUUGUGUGUUGGAAAUGGCAACAGGAAGGCGUCCCUGGUCUAACUUAGAUAACGAAUGGGCAGUGAUGUAUCAUGUAGUGACGGGUCACCCUCCACUACCUGAUCCUUCGCAAUUAUCAGAAUUAGGAAUGGACUUUUUAAAACAAUGCUUCGUCAGAUCGCCUCAGCAACGUCCCACUGCCAAAGAAUUACUCUCGCAUCCUUGGAUUUCAAACAUUCAAGAAUCCACUAUAGAGAAUUCGGAUUGGAAUGGCAGCGGUUUGCCAAGUAAUAGUGGUACCAGUACAAUGACUACUAAUACUGCCACAACUGACAAUGGCAGUACUCCAGCGACUCCUUUCAAUAAUUUCUCUAAUACUCAGUUGAAUUCAUCACUGAAAGUCAAUGGCUUGUCAUCUGUGGUUACCGCAUCUGCUGAGUGCGGAGAUAUUACAAGGGUUAGUUACAUAAAUGGAAAUAACGCUUCACAAGAUCUGGAUGCCACCACUCCUGGUAGUGUUUUGAGCGGUAGUUGGAGUCUUGUCGGUGGAACAAAUGAAUAA
Molecule: messenger RNA, 4221 nt
Organism: Acaulospora morrowiae
Lineage: Eukaryota; Fungi; Glomeromycota; Glomeromycetes; Diversisporales; Acaulosporaceae
Source: the annotation of a GenBank genome assembly